AUUACAAUCACCCAAUAUUUUAAUUGAUGGAGUUACUAAAUGGACUUCCUAAAAGUAUUCGGCAUGAAGAUAUAAAAUUUUUGUCUUCUAAAACAGUAGAAAAUGCGAUUUCAAAUGGCACGCUUGAGUCCGAAAGAAUUUUCAAUCGUCAUUUAGUUAGUGAAAAUCUGGAAACAUUACUGAAAAAAUGGUUAGAUGAAGGUGAUGAGCAAUGUGCAUUUUAUCUCGGUCAGAUUUACUUUGAGAAGGUAACCACGGUAGAAAAAAUUUAACUGAAGAAUCAGGAGAAAUAUAACGAAGCGUGGACUUAUUUCCGAAUGGGUUAUGAAAAGUUUAAUGAUCAUAAAUCGAAGUUCCAACUCGGUAUUAUGUUAUAUGACAAUCUAGUCAGUAAAGACGUGACAAAAGUUUCAAACCCACAAGUAGUUUUCAUGUUCAUAGUUACUCCAUCAGGCUAAAGCUUGUGAAUUUUUUAAGGAGAUUAUGACCUUGAACGUCCAAUUAGCUUUACCCGUCGACCAAAGAAACUUGGUUUUUAGUGCAGCUUUUAAUCUUGGAAGAGCAUAUUAUCAAGGCUACGGAGUAUGUCCAUCUACGGAAGAUGCUUUGAGGUGCUUUUUAUUUGCUGCGAACAAUGGUGAUUCUAAAGCUUGCAUUUCAGCUCAAACAGCACUUGGCUAUUUAUACUCAGGACCAGAAAUUCGUGAUUUACAAAAAGCGUUUCAAUGGCAUUCUGAUGCUUGUGGAAAUGGUAGUGUUGAAUCUCAAGCCGUAUUAGGUGUAAUGUAUUUAUAUGGAAUAGGUGUGAAAGAAAAUUGUGAUAAUGCUUUAUUCUGUUUAUCUGAAGCUUCAGCCAGAGGCAGUUUAUAUGCUAAAGCAAAUUUGAUUUACUUUUACUAUCGACGGAAAAUGUUUACGAAUGUAUGUUACUUGGCUAGCAGAAUGGUAACUUGUGACAAUUUUGUGACAACAUCAGAAUGUAUACAAACAUUUCAAUAUCGAGCUAUGUCAAUGGCAUGUUUUCUUUAUGCAUUAUGCUUAAAAAGUGGUAAAGGUGUACAGAAAGAUGAACUAUUAGCUGAUCAGCUAUUCUCUAAGAGUGUUGAAUGGGACCCACCAUUAGCCGCGAGAUAUGUAAAUUUAGUUAUAGCAGGCGAAUUGUAAAUAUGGAGAUCGAAAACAAACUGUAAGAAUUCAAUCUGAUAUUGUCACAAUUUCUUUGAUACACAUCACUCAUUGACUUCAAAUUCAAUCAUUUCCUCCUAUAUAUUUUUACAUAUAUUUUUUUUAAUUUGUUGGUAUAAACUACUGUUUUUUCUUGUAAACCUUAUACGUUGAUUUAAUAAAUAACCUGUCUUAUUGAAUUCCUAAAAUUGUAAUUCGUCACUGUGUUCAAAUAGCCUAUAUUCGUGUGAAAGCAUCCACUACCACAAUAGAUUAAUGAGAGAAAGUAUUCGAACGUGAUUGGUG
This is a messenger RNA of Schistosoma bovis, 1470 nucleotides long. NCBI's taxonomy places the organism in Eukaryota, Metazoa, Platyhelminthes, Trematoda, Strigeidida, Schistosomatidae. The record is from the annotation of a GenBank genome assembly.